AUGUCCGAUCUAACUUCGCAACUCCAACAACUCACUGCACGGCUGGAGAGUUCAGCCCCCAUCUUGAGUUCUGAUGAGAGUAAACUCCUCUUUAAUAGCUUUCUUCCUUUAUCGCCUACAGAAUCUAAAUCGCUGGCUUAUAUAGCCCUCGCGAAGCUAUGUUCUUCUGUCCGGGACGCAUCUCCAGCAUCCGAUAACACUUCUGACCCAAUCAUGCCUAUGUUUACCACGGAAUUGGAUCACCGUCUGAGCAGUACAAAAGCCGAUUCUGUAACCUCUGCCCUUGGACUUCUCUACGCACUAUUCCAGGUAGACCCGGCUGCUGCUACAGCACUGUUCUCUCUCCCGGAAACGGUAUCCUCACUUGAAGAUAUACCGGAGAUUUUCUCAGAUGCUACUUCACCUGUUAUCAAACCUUUUGCUAGUCUACUUGCCCAGGCUGCCAGUAAUUCUUCAUGCCGUAACCUGAUAAAUGAGCGUGGAAGAUCGUGGUUGAUGAUGCAGGCUCGACAAACUCGUGAUCCUAAGCUGCAAGCCUCAGCUGCGGUUGCGUUAACGAAACUUGCUCGCGGUAUCCCCGUGUCAUCCUUAGAAUCUCAGGUUCAAGAUGCUCAAGAUGCUCAAGACGUUGUUAGCACACAAAGGGAGGAGCAAGCAUUAUUGAAACUUAUGUCUGGCCUCGUGAUAUCUGGGCCGAAUGACACAAAAGCAACCGACGACGCGUCUUCGGUAGUCGACUCAAUCGAAGGCCUUACACACCUCUCGGCUUCGCCAGAGCACAAGAACGAUAUUGCCAAAAACACACCAUUAUUAAAGAAAAUGUUUGCUCUUGUCCCAGUGGCGUCGGCGUCGGCUAAAGCUUCCGCACAGCUCAAGAAUAACUUCGAUGAAUCUGCUAUGUUCCAUCGCGAUAAUUCUGUUCUCCUAUUUGGAAUUGCGUCUAUUGUUAGCAAUCUUGUAUCAUAUCGUCCGCCACGUUCUAAAGAGGAACGUGCAAUUGAACAACUUCGGCGGACUGCGACUCCUGGGGCGAAACGUAACACACUCCCAGUUGCUGUGGAUGAUCCGGCCGAUGCAGACUCCGCGGUGGCCGCUCGUGCUAGAUUAGUCAUCCAGGCCGGCGUGCUUCCAGCGCUGAGUGCUCUUGCUCAAAGUACCAGCAUUGGUGUACGACGCGCGACUGGAAGCGUUUAUCUUGGUCUUGUAACCGAACAAACGAACCGAGGAAAAGUUAUCCAGGGUGGUGGUAUCAAAGCACUUUUACAUAUUGCUCAAAGGGCCACAUACGACCGACCUCCAAAUGCACCGGACGUUUUAACGCCCCAUGAUCUACUACCGCUUCAGGCACUUGCGAAGCUCACUAUUACCCAUCCUCCCAAUCUAUUAUUCGGUAACUCUCCGAGAUCAGCUAUCGGUCCGUUGUCUACUCUGUUAUCUCAUAGUGAUGCGACCACGCUUCAGCAAUUCGAGGCCCUUAUGGCGUUGACCAAUAUAGCCGGGGUAGACCCAGAAGGUGUACUCAAACCAGUUGGUGCUCGUCGAAUCGAGGAGCUUAUGCUAGAUGAACACAAAAUGCUCCGACGUGCGGCAGUUGAAUUGCUGUGCAACCUAGUUGGUUCGGAUGAAAUCUGGAAGCGAUACACAGGGGAGGGAGAAGAGGACAAUCAAGCCGGUAAAGCCGUGCAGUCCCGGCUUCACGUUUUGAUGGCCCUUUCCGAUGUGGAAGAUUUGCCGACCCGCCGCGCCGCAAGCGGAGCGCUCGCGAUGCUUACAUCAUCCUCUUCAGUUGUUGAUUCUUUGCUCGAGCUGGAGCGUGGGCCAUCACGGUUAAUGAAGGUAGUCAGGGAACUGGUAUAUCCAAAUGAUGACCAAGACAGUGAAGAUGAGGGCGAAGAAGAGCCUAUGGAACAUGACGCCUCUCUCACGCUUCGUGGGGCAACAAUUGCAUGCAACGUGUUGACUAGAGCCCCUUCUCACUUCAAGCAGGACUUGGUUGACGCAAGCCAAGAAACGGGACUUCUGGGUGCCCUGCUGCAAACAGUUCAAACUGGCGAUGACGCCUCCAAACGGCCAGCUGCUGAAGCCCUAGUUUGGAUCGGCAGGGCUCAAGGUCAAAUACCAUCAAUAUAG
Molecule: messenger RNA, 2130 nt
Organism: Rhizoctonia solani
Lineage: Eukaryota; Fungi; Basidiomycota; Agaricomycetes; Cantharellales; Ceratobasidiaceae
Product: unc-like protein
Exons: 2
Coding region: 1-2130 (709 amino acids)
Source: RefSeq, a predicted model, not a curated record